This is a messenger RNA of Exophiala mesophila, 2530 nucleotides long. RefSeq lists its product as uncharacterized. Gene Ontology annotation, cellular component: mannan polymerase complex. The coding region runs from base 544 to 1626 and encodes 360 amino acids. Gene Ontology annotation, biological process: protein N-linked glycosylation. Lineage: Eukaryota; Fungi; Ascomycota; Eurotiomycetes; Chaetothyriales; Herpotrichiellaceae. The record is from RefSeq and is a predicted model, not a curated record. Gene Ontology annotation, molecular function: alpha-1,6-mannosyltransferase activity. The transcript is spliced from 2 exons.
GGCAUUGGAACGGAUCACUACAGCUGGCAACAAAGAGUGCAAUCACACUCCCCUGAAACAAGUACAUCAUCGAUAUUAUUUAUCCUUGUUUCCUGUUCCACAUCCUGCAGAUAUGCGCGGCCACCUCCACCGGCCAGGCUCUCAAAUUUCGUGACAGCGAAACUGCCAUCGAGCAUCCUACUCUAUCGAGAUCACAACAUCCUCCCUGUACAUAGUCCUCUCCCCGUACCCUCGCAUCCUUUGAACGGCCACCGUCACUCGAGGGCAAACAGUCCCAGCAUAUUCCCCCGUCUUCUUUAUCCCAUUGCCGCAUUCAUCGAAAACAAGCGUGCGUACGCCGAAAUAAUGAGGAGAUGAACACAUUUUCCAUACCAUACACGGACGAAUCGCUGCAUGGUCCUUGCACACGUUGGUGCUAUUCACUCGAGCCUACUGAACGGCGGACCCUAAACCAACCUACACCCUUGCUGCUAGACGUUGGUAUCUAAAAUCCAGAAGCAGUCCCACACUUGUCCGGGCCGACUGGCCAGUGAUUGUGACAGGAUGGUCCUCUCCUCGCCCAUUCGCAGAGCGCUCGUCGUUGCCAUCCUCCUCCUGGCUCUCUUCUUCCUGCUUAAGUCCUCAGUCUCCGAGUCUACAGCAGAGCCAUCAUAUCCACUCAGUGAUGAGUCGUCCAAGCGGCCAUAUCCACCCCCAAGAGCCCCAAAGAAGGAUGCCGUCGACCAAGCAACUCUUCAAGACGUGGCUUCCAGAUCCCUGAGAGAAAGACUGAAGUAUCAUUUUACAUAUGACAUGGAGGGGAAAUUCCCGGCGUAUAUAUGGCAAACUUGGAAGGUUGGCCCUGAUUCAGGUGAUUUCGAGGGAAGGUUGAGACCCUUUGAGGCGUCGUGGUCAGAGCUACACCCCUUGUUUGUUCACGAACUUGUCACCGACGCAGCGGCGGUUCACCUUAUCAGCUAUCUCUUCGCGUCUGUACCAGAGGUUAUUGAAGCGUACGAAGCCAUGCCUCUUCCGGUCCUCAAGGCAGACUUCUUCCGGUACCUGAUCUUGUUGGCGAGGGGUGGGAUCUACAGUGAUAUUGACACAAAGGCGUUGCAAUCUGCAACCGACUGGCUCCCACAAAGUUUGGACCAGGCCUCGGUGGGCUUGGUAGUUGGGAUUGAGGCCGACCCUGACAGAGCGGACUGGGCGGACUGGUAUGCCCGCAGGAUCCAAUUCUGUCAGUGGACAAUUCAAGCCAAGCCUGGACAUCCCGUUCUGCGAGACAUUGUUGCCACAAUCACCGAGGACACGUUGAAAAUGAAGAGAUCUGGCAAGCUGCGGAAAGGCAAAGCCCCAGAGAAGGGGAUCAUGGAGUUUACCGGUCCCGGGGUAUGGACCGAUGCAAUUUUCUCCUACUUUAACAACAAGGACUAUUUCGACUUCACCUCUCGAAGGUCCAAUGUCUCGUAUUCCGACUUUUUCGGGAUCAAAGAGCAUAAGCUAGUUGGGGAUGUUGUCGUCCUACCAAUCACCAGUUUCAGCCCUGGCGUUGGCCAGAUGGGUGCGGAAGGAGCUGACCAUCCCAUGGCCUUUGUAAAACACGAAUUUGAUGGAUCUUGGAAGCCCGAAAAUGAACGAAUGUGAUUAGCCCGGAUGCUAAUAACAGUCGUCGAGUCAAGGUGAAUGCCCUGUCCUGCAUACGCAGGACGGUAAACCCUCUUCGCCGUCUCCAUUCUCGACCCGCCAUAUCGACGCAGCACACAUCCCCAUGCAAUUAGCAACUAGGUUAGUUGAAGUGCAAGUGCAUUAAGGUCGCGGCAGCAGGUUGAAGGUGAACGACUCAAGCUUUCACGAUAGGUAUUCUAGACGGUCAGAGAGGGCAAACCAAUAACGUGUACGAUAGGAGGUAGUUAUGAAUGUCGACCCGUAUCUCCAGGUCCAGGUGAUAACAAGACACAACGUCCGUGUACUCCAUAAAAUUGGUGGGGCCGAACGCACAUACCGAAUAUUGUUAUUGACUCGAAACGGAAUAUCUAGCGCUAUUCGCAGCGUGUGCUGGUCGAUGUAUUUUACCAUCGAAGACCCUUAGAUCUUACGCUGCUUUCUGCCAGAGAGACACAGAAUGCGAUCAGGUACUUGGAGUGUGGUCACUUUUCCACCUCUUCAUCUGCCACAGGGCUGGAUAUGGAAGGCGGUGCAAAACAUCUGCAAUCCCAAUCAAUGAGGAAUACGAAAUGUGCACUAGAUUCUCGAGACAUGCGAGGGUUUACGGCUGAGAUGUCUGAGGAAGCAAAUAGAUACCGAAAGCAGCAGGGUCAUCGAAAGUUGAUAUCUCACUAAGCCUCAUGGGUGACCCUUCUCUUACAGAUCGCAGCCCCACCUGCGUGACACUCGAUCCGGACGGGUGGCCUCAUAUUGACCUAGAUGACCAAGGGGAAUGAAGAUGUCUUGUCCAAGAGGGGAGCAGCUCUAGUUGAUCACCAUCGUAUGAAUACUGUGCCGUGUUGAGGAAGAAGUAUUUCAUACUGGAGAAUCAAUAAAACUUGGC